AUGAGCCCGGCUGCAACUGAAACUGCUGUUGAAAAAGUAGUGUGGUCCGCGAAGCAGGUCAAACCGGCGCCGGUGGUCUCCGAGGGCCACAAACACGGUGGUGAGGACUUGACUCCGCUCCAGGCUGUCUGCCAUGGCGAUCAAGUCCUCCCGGCAAUCCCAUCAUUCACCUCCAAAGCAAAAGAACGGGCGUGGCUCCUCGAACACAUGGCUGCGGUCUUCAGAGCCUGGUCUCGCAUGGGAUUCUGCGAAGGACUGAGCGGUCACAUCUCGGUUCGCGAUCCGGAGAAAGACGCAAUUUGGAUGAACCCUCUCGGGAAGCAUUUUGGAUUGAUGACUGCUGGCGAUAUGAUCUGCUUAGACAUGGAGGGCCGAGUGAUCGGAGGCAAUCGGGAGCGACCGGCAAAUGCCGCAGGUUUUCUCAUUCACAGUGCCAUUCAUAAAAGACGUCCCGACGUUCGGGCCAUUUGUCAUGCACACACGCAGGCGGGCCGUGCAUGGGCAGCAUUCGGCCGUCCGCUGGAUAUGCUGAGUCAAGAUAUUUGCACCUUCCACGACCACCUUGCCGUCUACAAUGAUUAUGGUGGCAUAGUCUUCAUCUCUGAUGAAGGCGAGCGUAUUGCAAGCGCAUUGGGGCCGAAGAACAAGGCCGCCAUUCUUAUGAACCACGGUCUGAUCACUGUGGGGGGCACUGUGGACGAAGCCGCUUUUCUCUUCGCCCUACUUGAGCACAGUUGCGACAUUCAGUUGAAGGUCGAGGCUGCCGCAGCUAACGGACUGGAGAAGGUCAUCAUCGCACCAGAAGAAGCCGCCUACAAUUUCAAGAUGGCCAGCGAUCCAGAGACUCUGUACCUGGAAUGGCAAACCGAGUAUGAUUACGAAGAGGAGAUUAGCAACGGCGCCUUCAAGAAAGGCUCGGAAAAGCAGUGCCUGGACUGA
This is a messenger RNA of Exophiala bonariae, 939 nucleotides long. RefSeq lists its product as uncharacterized. Bases 1 to 939 code for a protein of 312 amino acids. Lineage: Eukaryota; Fungi; Ascomycota; Eurotiomycetes; Chaetothyriales; Herpotrichiellaceae. Gene Ontology annotation, cellular component: cytoskeleton. The record is from RefSeq and is a predicted model, not a curated record. The transcript is spliced from 3 exons. Gene Ontology annotation, molecular function: actin filament binding.